AAUAUUGCUUUGGAAUGUUUUAUUCACAGUUAAUCGUUUUAAAUUCUUGAAUACAUAGAUUUCAAGAUUCAAGCAAAUACAAAUAUACAGGGUAUCUGGGUUCUGUGGGAUGAUGGAAGUCGCUUCAGUGACGAGCGGCAGUAAUGUAUUGACCAAAAGUAGUGGUGCAAAGAAGAGGAUUUUAACAUUUAAGUAGUCUGGGAAGCCACUCUACAACUCAUGCAAUUAGGAGCCUACCGUACAACCUUAACAGCAGCACCGUUGUCCUCAGUAUUCAGGGGGAAGAUGAUGAAUAGAGGCAUUAAAUCAAGAGCUGAUGGGAAUUCUGUGAAUUCCAAGAAUAACUUGACAGACCAUGAAAGUGGACAGCCGCAGGUUUGGAGUACAUCAAAAUCUGGUUAUGAAGAGGAAUUUCCUUCACUUUCUGUUAGUAAUAGGAGAACAAGAAUAGACCUGGGAACUCAUUGCCAACCGAAGUGGAGGAAGGUGGUCGAUAACGUUGAUAAAUUGCAAAUCGAACCAUCAACUUCGAUAAGCCACCAGGAUGAUACCUUCUUGCCCACCAGCUUCGGGAAGAAGCCCUUACCAUCUUCUUCUAGAAAUCCAAUGCUUCGCCAAACUUAUCAUGAAAAUGGAGAGGGGAAGAGAAGGUCAACAUUCUCCAAGGGGACUGCGAUUGAUGAACCUUUUGAUAUAUGCAUCUCUGAAGCCAGAGAAUACAAUCCUCUCACAGGGCAGGUGUUGAGACCUGGAAUGGUAUUAUUCAAGAAUUAUAUACCCUUGUCUGAGCAGGUGAAGAUUGUAAACAGAUGUCGAGAGUUGGGUUGUGGACCCGGUGGAUUUUACCGUCCUGGUUAUGAUGAUGGUGCAAAACUGCGCCUUUACAUGAUGUGUCUUGGUCUAGAUUGGAAUCCACAAACCAGAAAAUACGGGGAAAGACGGCACCAUGAUCAGGUUGCCGCCCCUGGUAUUCCUCAUGAGUUUACUUCAUUAGUCAGGAGAGUACUUGAUGAUUCCCAUACUCUGAUCAAAAGAGUCUUGAAGACGGAAAAUGUUGAGGACGUACUUCCUGCAAUUUCUCCAGACUUGUGUAUUGUCAAUUUCUAUACCACUAACGGGAGACUUGGUCUUCAUCAGAAAGGUCCUUUUAUUAUCUUGUGUCAUCAGUUGAUGUACGUUGCCGACAGAUUUUUCUCUCAGAAUUCUGAUUCACAUAUUGAUGUACAAAUUAUGAUAUCAUCCUUCACACAGGAUACUGACGAGAGCCCAGAUAGUCUUCUGAAAGGUUUUCCUGUUGUUUCAGUAUCUAUUGGUGAUUCAGCAGAGUUCUUAUAUGGUGAUCAGAGAGAUGUUGGCAAGGCCGAGUCAGUCUUACUAAAAUCAGGUGAUGUGCUGAUAUUUGGUGGAGAAUCAAGGCGUAUUUUUCAUGGAGUGAAAACUAUUAUCCCUGAUACAGCUCCUCACGCCUUGCUGGAUGCUACAAAACUUCGACCUGGUCGACUCAACCUUACCUUCAGAAAAUACUAAAACUCUUCUGUUUUAGCUCAAAUUUGAUGUUUAUUUUUCUCAAUUUUGACUCAUUUUAUGGUUGGAUUAUAAUUUAUUAAAUUCGUUGGACUCUUGAGAAA
Sesamum indicum (sesame) is the source of this 1628-nucleotide messenger RNA. RefSeq names its product 2-oxoglutarate-dependent dioxygenase family protein. The record is from RefSeq and is a predicted model, not a curated record. NCBI's taxonomy places the organism in Eukaryota, Viridiplantae, Streptophyta, Magnoliopsida, Lamiales, Pedaliaceae. Gene Ontology annotation, cellular component: cytoplasm. Gene Ontology annotation, biological process: oxidative RNA demethylation. Gene Ontology annotation, molecular function: broad specificity oxidative DNA demethylase activity; oxidative RNA demethylase activity; ferrous iron binding.